AAGAUUAAUUUGAAAAAACCUUUCAUCUGUAACUUCUUCCACAUGCGCCGCUCAGCGUGAAGCCACGGUCGGCGAUGCUCUCCCUCGUCUUCUCUCUCAGCCGCCGCCGUCCGGGUUUCAAUUGACGGCGUCGCCCGAUCCCUAGCUCCAGAUCUCGGCCUCCUCCCUGGGUUCUAAUUCUGAAUCAACUUUAGUGAUAGAAACCAGCUAGCAUUCCUUAUGUGAUAUUUGCAGAAUGCCGAAUGCCAUUUUCCUCAAUUACAUGAAGCAGUUGCAAAGAAACACACGUAGCAUCUCCUCAUUCUUCAAUGUUGCUGAUAUUCCAAGAGUUUCUUGUUCAUACUGUUCAGCACCCGUUAAUCGUGAUCAAGAAGAUGAACAAGAGUAUAGAGACAGACAAAAGGAUCAUGAACCAAAGGAGAAAACAGAACCUUCUAUUUGCUCUCCAGCUCGAAUCCGAAAGUUGAUAGCUUCUCAAACAGAUCCACUCCUGGCAAAGGAAAUCUUUGACUUGGCUUCACAUCAGCCCAACUUCCGGCAUUCUUAUGCUACCUAUCAUACCCUUAUUCUCAAACUCGGCCGGUCUCGCCACUUCUCUCUCAUGAAUGCCAUCAUCUCAAGCCUCAAGUCCCUUGAUUAUUCCAUUUCCCCUUCUCUCUUUACUCACAUCAUCCAGAUAUAUGGUGAUGCAAACCUACCCGAGAAAGCUCUCAAAACUUUCUAUACAAUUCUCGAAUUCAACAUUAAGCCACGUCAGAAGCACCUCAACUGCAUCCUUGAAAUUCUUGUUGCUAACAGUGACUUCCUGCGCCCUGCAUUUGACCUGUUCCGGGCUGCCCACAGAUACGGAGUCUCCCCCAACACAAAUUCCUACAACAUAAUGAUGCGAGCCUUUUGUCUGAACGGCGACUUGAGCAUUGCAUAUACUUUGUUCAAUCACAUGUUUAAGCGUAAUGUUCUUCCUGAUGUGGAAUCAUAUCGGAUUCUAAUGCAAGCACUGUGCAGGAAGAGUCAGGUGAAUAAAGCUGUCGAUUUAUUGGAGGACAUGCUAAAUAAAGGGUUUGUACCCGACACUUUAAGCUACACCUCUCUAUUGAGUAGCUUGUGCAGGAAAAAAAAGCUGAAGGAGGCGUACAAGCUUCUCUGUCGGAUGAAAGUGAAGGGAUGCAAUCCUGAUAUCGUCCAUUAUAAUACAGUUAUCUCGGGUUAUUGCAAGGUAGGUUGUGCUGCUGAUGCCUGUAAGGUUCUUGAUGACAUGUCUUCAAAUGGAUGCUUGCCAAAUCUGUUAUCAUAUCAAAAUAUAGUUGGGGGCUUAUGCAAUCAGGGCAUGUACGACGAGGCCAAGAUGUAUAUUAAGGUAAUGGUGUCCAAGGAGUUUCGUCCACAUCUUUCCGUUGUACAUAUGCUUGUGAAAGGCUUUUGUAAACUUGGUAAACUCGAGGAUGCUUGUGAAGUGUUGAUCGAGUUGUUGAUGCAUGGGAACGUCCCACAUACCGAGACUUGGGCUGAAAUCGUAGCGAGGAUCUGUGAGGAAGAUGAUGCAGAAGCAAUAGGAGAAGCCAUGAAAGAGGUUGUGAAGGUGGAGAUAAAGUCUGAUACUAGAAUAGUGGAUGCUGGUGUUGGAUUGGAGGAGUACUUGAUGAGGAAGAUGAAGAGUAGGUCAAGGGUAAGUUGAUUGCUCUUGCUAAGAUGUAGUGAUUGAAUCUCCCUAUCAUUGUAAGAGGCGAGUUGUCCCAUAAUGGAUUGAACAAUUUUGACUUUGCUUGAUCAUGUAAUCCUUCAAAUGUGAUUAUGUAAUUUUGUGAUUGCAUGCUUA
Salvia miltiorrhiza (redroot sage) is the source of this 1816-nucleotide messenger RNA. Its product is annotated as pentatricopeptide repeat-containing protein At4g01400, mitochondrial-like. The record is from RefSeq and is a predicted model, not a curated record. The transcript is spliced from 2 exons. Bases 236 to 1675 code for a protein of 479 amino acids. Lineage: Eukaryota; Viridiplantae; Streptophyta; Magnoliopsida; Lamiales; Lamiaceae. Gene Ontology annotation, molecular function: protein binding.